Molecule: messenger RNA, 69 nt
Organism: Acanthoscelides obtectus
Lineage: Eukaryota; Metazoa; Arthropoda; Insecta; Coleoptera; Chrysomelidae
Source: the annotation of a GenBank genome assembly
AUGUUUGUCGACAACCGCGACCAGGUCGCCGAUUUAGAAUCCCACAUCAAAAUCUAUAAUAUAUACUAA